Molecule: messenger RNA, 459 nt
Organism: Rotaria sp. Silwood2
Lineage: Eukaryota; Metazoa; Rotifera; Eurotatoria; Philodinida; Philodinidae
Source: the annotation of a GenBank genome assembly
AUGGCAAUAGCGAUGGAGGUCAUCGAAGUACCACCUUACGUUUCUGACGAAGAAGAAGAUAUGAAUGCGAGUGUUCAAGUUGGACGUACGAAACGAACAAAAAAGAAACAACAUACACAAAUUAAAGAAAUGGUGUUUAAGAAUGCUGAUGAAGCUGAACAAGCGGUAAUUAAUGAAUGACAAUGAACAAUGAGGUGCUGGUAUUUAUUUGUUGUUCAAUUCGUAUAACGAAGAAGUUGUCUUAUUCCGCGACAAAUCUAAACAUAUUCAUGAUCUUAUACGACAAAAAUGUACAAGAAUACCAGAUGCCGUGAAAGUGGUUAUCAAAGAAUUGUAUGAAUUGAAAUUGAAGCCUAAAGCUAUUAUCGAAGCAUUAUACGAUCGUGGAAUUGUUGCAUUAAGUAUUGGUCAAUUGAAUAAUUACUUAAGAACAUUGAAGACAAAAAGAUUCGGUUCAAC